UUGCAUUUCUAGUCAGGCACGACACAGAAUUCCUAUGACAUCAGACAUACGCACGCUUUGGGGUCCUUCAGCUGAAUGGUUGAAGCGCCUAAUUUCUGUAUUAUAUUAUUUGAAAUGUCAGUAUUUGUAUCGCUCGUGGAUUAAGUUAUAUUUAUUGAUUCACCUUAUUGAUUUGAUUAAAGUGGGUGGUAAUGGAGGAGGUAGAUGUGGAGCCAACAACUACUCCUAUCCCUGGGUUCGACAGCAACCAAAAACACUUGGGAUUUGUGUGGGGUCCUGGAGAUAUCCUGGUUUAUGAGACCAUUUACAAAGCAUCAGGUGGAUCUGCAGGGGGUUGUCCCUUUGUCCACGAGGUCAGGAAAGAUGAGGACAUCUAUUCCCCUAUUUUGCGUAAACUCUUCAAUGAGUCCCAUCACAUCUUUGUUGGUCUGCAGAGGAUCAGAGAGGAUCUGCCCAGCAAGAACAAGAAACCCCAGUUCGUCAGUAUUAGCAAGAACUACAGGUCUGUGAUUCGAGCAUGCAUGGAGGAACUACAGCAAGUCGCAGUUUCUACACAAGAUGCAGCAUUGGCUACACAGUAUGGAAAUCAGGUGUCAAUCCUGCUGGCAGUAGAGCUGAUCUGGAAUCUUUGUGAAGUGUUGUUCAUCGAUGCAGCUCCAGCUGGCUCCCUGGUGCUCCACCUGCUCGACUGGGUGAGGCUGCACAAGGCUGACGUGGAUGAGAAGGCCAGGGAGGUGCUGGCGAGUGAGAGCCCCGCAGAGCACCAGGCCUACUGGGACGUGGUGAUCAGCUACGUGCUGCAGGGCCGGAUGGACGAGGCCAGGCAGGUUCUGGUGAAACAGGCAGCUUUGCAGCCUGCAGCCAGGGUCAUGUUCAAGCUGCUGGACAACUUGCUCAUGAAGAUGCCCAUCUUCAAUCCUGGUGAGACUCAGACCCUGACAGAGUUUGAUGUAAAGUGGAGACACUGGCGUGAGGAGGUGGACCACUGUCUCCAGGACCAGUCCUUUGCCAGCAACCGCCACCUGGAGGACAUCUGUAAGAUCCUGGUUGGUGAUGAGGAUGUUCUCCUGGAGUACAAGGAGCUGCUGAGUACCUGGUAUCACUUCCUGGUCACCAGACUGCUGUUCUCCCACCCCACUGUCAAGCCCACAGAGCUGCACUACUACGCACAGUCUAGCAUGCACAUGUUCCUGGAGCUACAGAGUGAGCGAGUUCCUCUGGACAGCAUCCGCUGGCAGCCUUUGAGUUUGACAUCCACCAGCAUUGCUCUCAACAACUGGUGGUUUGUGGGGCAUCUGACUGACCUGCUGGACCACUGUAAACUGCUCCAGUCUCACAACCUACAUUUUGGCUCCAACCAGUUUCUACUGCUGGAGUACGCCUCAGGACUCUUCACCCAUCACAGCCUGUGGCAGCUGGCUGUGGACUCUAUGUAUCUCUAUGGUCUGUAUCUCUAUGGUCUGUAUCUCUAUGGUCUGUAUCUCAGGUUUCUCCAGGACUACUGUGCCAAAGGGACCUUCUCUGAUCUGGACCUGAUUGACAACCUGGGUCCAGCCAUGCUGCUCAGUGACAGGCUUACUUUUCUAGGGAAGUACCGUGAGUUCCAUCGGCUGUACGGCGAGAAGCGUUUCUCGGAUGCCGCCAAGCUCCUCCUCUCCCUGAUGACGGCCAAGAUCGCCCCACAUUCCUUCUGGAUGACUCUGCUGACCGACGCCCUGCCCCUGCUGGAGCAGAAAGAGGUGAUCUUCUCUGCUGAUCAAACUCAUGAGCUGAUGUUCUGUCUGGAGGAGCUGACCUCAGGGAAGAGUGUUCCCACCCCAGACAGACCCAUGCAGGAUGAGGACAUCGAGACGACAAAGAUUGAGCUCCUGCGGCUAGCGCUAGCUCGUAACCUGGCCAUGGCCAUAGUGAAGGAGGGGACAGUGGAAGUUUGACGAGCACUUAUCUUUUUAUACUGUACAUAAAACAAAUCAAGUCUGAUCAAAAUGUGCUAUUUGAUAAUAAAGAAAUGCUUUGACAUGAA
Molecule: messenger RNA, 2023 nt
Organism: Oncorhynchus keta (chum salmon)
Lineage: Eukaryota; Metazoa; Chordata; Actinopteri; Salmoniformes; Salmonidae
Product: nuclear pore complex protein Nup85-like
Exons: 18
Coding region: 192-1934 (580 amino acids)
Biological process (GO): positive regulation of DNA-templated transcription; mRNA export from nucleus; protein import into nucleus
Cellular component (GO): nuclear pore outer ring
Molecular function (GO): structural constituent of nuclear pore
Source: RefSeq, a predicted model, not a curated record